Molecule: messenger RNA, 1395 nt
Organism: Cynocephalus volans (Philippine flying lemur)
Lineage: Eukaryota; Metazoa; Chordata; Mammalia; Dermoptera; Cynocephalidae
Gene: MTNR1A
Product: melatonin receptor 1A
Biological process (GO): G protein-coupled receptor signaling pathway
Cellular component (GO): plasma membrane
Molecular function (GO): melatonin receptor activity
Source: RefSeq, a predicted model, not a curated record
AUGCAGGAACAUGGAAACUGGGGCAGCCAGCGGCUAAGUAACUUGCCUCACUCCGAGUUCGGAUCCGAGCCCGUGCAGUCUGGCCCCGCCGGGUGCCAGAUCCCCUCCCAGAGAGGACCCAGUGAAUGCACGCGCGGUAUCCCCACCAGGGAAGUUCCCCCCGGGCUCCCUGCCCCCGAGGGCGCCGGCGGCUGGGCCGGGCUUUCCGCACGGGGGCGCUGUGGGCACGUGCUGCGGGCUCCGGGCCGUGAGCCCGGGAGUGCAAGUUCCGUCGCGGCGGACACCAGGGGUCCCCAGGCUGGGACGCGCGUGCGGCCGCGGAGGAGUGCUCGGGAUGGGCAGCAGGGGCGGGGAGGACAGUGGGGAGCCACCGUGAGGAACACCGUGCGGGACAACGACAGCGCGCGGCCGCGACCCUCGUGGCUGGCCUGCACGCUGGCCUUCGUCCUCAUCUUCACCAUCACCGUGGACGUCCUAGGCAAUUAAUUGAUCAUUUUUAAGGAAUUCCAGAACAAAAGUUGUAAUACAGGAAAUAUAUUUGUGGUGAGCCUAGCAGUUGCAGUGGUGGUGGCCGUUUAUCCAUACCCCUUAGUGCUGACAUCGAUAUUUCACAGUGGAUGGAACCUGGGAUAUCUGCACUGCCAAAUUAGUGCUUUCCUCAUGGGCUUGAGUGUCACUGGCUUGAUAAUCAGUAUUACUGGGAUUGCCAUUAACCGCUACUGCUAUAUCUGCCACAGUCUCAAGUAUGACCGACUGUACAGUACCAAGAAUUCCCUCUGCUAUGUGUUCCUGAUAUGGAUACUGACUCUUGUGGCGAACGUACCCAACUUGCGCAUCAGAACACUCCAGUAUGACCCACGGAUCUAUUCCUGUUCAUUCACACAGUCUAUCAGUUCAGCAUACACAAUAGCUGUGGUGGUUUUCCAUUUCAUACUUCCUAUGAUCACAGUCAUCUUCUGUUACCUAAGAAUAUGGAUCCUGCUUCUUCAGGUCAGAUGGAGGGUGAAACCUGACAACAAACCCAGACUGAAACCACAGGACUUCAGGAAUUUUGUCACCAUGUUUAUAGUUUUCGUACUUUUUGCUAUUUACUGGGCUCCUCUAAACUUCAUUGGUCUUGCUGUGGCCUCAGACCCUGCCAGCAUGGUACCCAGGAUCCCGGAGUGGCUGUUUGUGGCUAGUUACUACAUGGCAUAUUUCAACAGCUGCCUCAAUGCAAUUAUAUAUGGACUACUGAAACAAAAUUUCAGACAGGAAUACAGAAGAAUUAUAGUCUCACUGUGUACAGCCAAGAUGUUCUUUGUGGACAGUUCUAAUGAUGUAGCAGACAGGACUAAAUGCAAACCCUCUCCACUGAUGACCAACAAUAAUCUAAUAAAAGUGGACUCUGUUUAA